This is a messenger RNA of Bactrocera neohumeralis, 1197 nucleotides long. RefSeq lists its product as uncharacterized. NCBI's taxonomy places the organism in Eukaryota, Metazoa, Arthropoda, Insecta, Diptera, Tephritidae. The transcript is spliced from 3 exons. The record is from RefSeq and is a predicted model, not a curated record. The coding region runs from base 83 to 658 and encodes 191 amino acids.
UUGAUUUACAAAUGACUCUUUUGCAUCAAUCAAUUGGUUUUAUAUUUCAUUCCAAGCUGAAGAGUCGAAAUUUCGCGGAAACAUGUUGGAUAUCGGCAAGCGAUUGAUUUUAGCGCUUUUUAUUUUGCCACUACUGUAUGAGCUCAAUAACUGUGAGCGCAAACUUGGCAUUGGUAUGUAUUACAUGAAUUACACUGCCGGUCCAAAGUAUAACUUCAGUGUAUUCAAUUACAAAUUCUACAAUGUGGACAAUAAAAUUGUAAUUUAUGUUGAAUUUAAACUAUAUGAAGAUACUCAUUUCACUGCAGAUAUCAAACUUGAUAUGCUACGUGCUAAUGAUAAAAAAAUGAAUUUGCUAAAUACACACCAAGAUGGCUGUAAUCUAUUCAGCGGUGUGCAUAAUAGUAGAUUAUUAAAAAUUAUAUCAGAUCAGAUUGUUCAUGUUACCAACUUACCGCUGAAGUGUCCUCUUUUAGCAAAUAAACUAUAUAUCGUCAAUAACUACACUUUGACGGCAGAUCCACUUCCUUCAUUCAUUCAGCCACUACACUGGGUUAUACAAACAAAAUUUAAGCUUAACAAGAAAUAUGUUGGGUAUAUGCUUCUUCAAGGUAAUAUUUACAAACUUAAAGAGGUUUCGCCAAAAUUAAAGUCCUGAACUUGUUAACGUGUUUGAAAGUUAUCACUUUGAAAAACUGUAUAAUUUCUAAGAAUUAUCUAUAUUUUCAUCUCUUUAACUAAAUAUACCAAUUCCAGCAAACCUAACCGGCUAUAAUUAAAGUGUUUAAACGCCACGCAUGCCCGAAACAGUCAAGUACUGCGGUUGAAGUAAUUUUCGUAUAAAAAUACCGACCUCUUUUGGAAAGGUUUUGAUAUUUUAACCAAAAUGACGCAAUGAUAAAAGUGUGCGCUUCUUUAGUAACCAAGCUAGAUUUCUCUAAACUAGGUAAACUCAAUAUAAAGUCUACCCUGGAAACAUGUUUUCAUUGAAUUCAAAGCGUAACUCAGACAAUUAAUUUUCCAAAGCAUGGUGCCUUUUGACAUUAAAAUUGCAAGAUCGGAUGCGACGAAACUAAAUUUGAAUAUGAUUGGCUGUUACAUUGUCAGCACCAUAAACGCUAUUCACAUUUUCCGUUACCUGGUUUCCGUUUUUGUCUUUACCGAAGUCAACUCAAAAAAGAAUAUGACGUAUUUUCU